CUCACAGGAGGAGGCGACACAGGUGAUGUCGGGAAGAAGAUAAAGGCAGACGAAGAUGAGCUGAUCAAAAAGCGAUAUCAUUUCACCGUCUGGCUCAUGUGUUCCUUCGUUUUGUCCGAUGAAGCACAGUGUCCUUUCAACUGCACAUGUUUUAACAGAUCUGUGAUGUGCGAGGACUCUGACGAGAUCAAACUACCUCUAGAAGUGCCUAGAAGGACACAGAUCCUGACUUUAAACAAUGUAAACAUGUCAGUAUUGAUAGAGAGAGCGUUUUCAGCCAACGGGACAAAUGCGCACAGUCUCCAUGAGCUGUCAUUGCGGGACAACAACAUACAAGUGAUUCAAAGUUGCGCGUUUUGUGGACUCCACAGACUCCAUUUGUUAGACUUGAGUCGCAAUCGUUUAGAGGAUGUGCAUCCUGAAGCUUUUUCUGAGUUGAAUCAGCUGCGUAAUCUGAAUCUCAGUUACACUUUAACUGCAGCGGGUGCGAAUCAGCUAUCGAGCGCACUGGACAGUCUGAGCAAUCUCCAGAUUCUGGACCUUUCUGGAAACCGUUUGAAGACUAUCCCUCUUUCUGGGUUUGGGAAAUUCAGUUUAACCAUGCUCAACCUCACGCAUAAUUCAAUCACAACAUUGGAUACCAAUGAGCUAACUAAAUUAAGCGAGUACAGGGAAAUGCGCGUUUACUUGUCGCACAACCCGUUCGACUGUAGAUGUGACAGACUGAGGGAGUUUCACGAUUGGCUGAAGAACAGCUCGCAGUGCGCAGACUCCAAAAACUUGAGAUGCGCGCUACCCAAAGUGCAGAAGGAUUUACGCGUGGAGAGCGUGGACUGUAAAAACGUGGGCUCUUUUGUUCUUCUUGGCAUUGUGCUGGCGCUCAUCGGCGUGGUGUUCCUUAUGGUGUUGUAUUUGAACAGGCGAGGCAUUAAAAGGUGGCUCAACAACAUUAGAGAGGCCUGCCGGGAUCAAAUGGAGGUGUAUCAUUACAGAUAUGAACAGGACUCCGAUCCAAGGUUGACAAACGUUGCUGUUUAA
Molecule: messenger RNA, 1038 nt
Organism: Danio rerio (zebrafish)
Lineage: Eukaryota; Metazoa; Chordata; Actinopteri; Cypriniformes; Danionidae
Gene: tpbgl
Product: trophoblast glycoprotein like
Source: RefSeq, marked provisional